Trichoderma harzianum CBS 226.95 is the source of this 2157-nucleotide messenger RNA. RefSeq lists its product as hypothetical. The coding region runs from base 1 to 2157 and encodes 718 amino acids. The transcript has 2 exons. The record is from RefSeq and is a predicted model, not a curated record. Lineage: Eukaryota; Fungi; Ascomycota; Sordariomycetes; Hypocreales; Hypocreaceae.
AUGAUUGAUACGGACAAUCUUCGAACCGCCUCGCUGUACAUCAACAACCAGCUGCUUUCGAGAGGUCUGAUCAGAGAUGGCCAUGACAUUAAUUUUGCAGACUUUGGAGAGAGGGGACUUGGACAUCCUCGCAAUGCAAGCCGCGUCAUCGGCCUAUUGAACGAUCUGAUCCUUCGACGGGAUCGCGACGCAGAGCAACGCGAAUCCUUCUCGGCAACGGUUAUCAAUCUUCGAGCAGAGAACUUGAAAAACACAAACGACAUUGCCCGAUUAAAAGAGAAAUGUGCCGAGGCACAGCGAAAGAGCGACAUCGCAGCGACGUCCGAGGCGAAACUUCAGACGCAGCUCAAGUCGGCCGAGUCUGUCGUGAAAGGACUUAAAGACGAACUAGCAAAGACGAAAGGAUUAGUCGCUCAGGUGCGAGCAUCAUGCGCAACCGAGAUACGGCGGCGCGAUCGCCAAAUCGAGACCCUCAAGAAGCAGGUUGGCGAGGCGGGCCGUGCCAGAGGGACAAGGUCUGGCUCUGGAAUCGUGUCAAUUACUGUAACGGGAGAGGUGAAUAAUGAAGAGAGGAAAUCACCCUUGGGUGGCAGAAACCUUGAGGACAAAGAUUACUCCUUGCGCAGCGAGACGAAUACUUUUCUGGCGAGUCUGGCACAAAAUCUGAGUGAGGAAAAUGAAGUCCUCUUGGGAGUAGUGCGGCAAGCGAAGGACCAAUUGCAGGAAAUGAGUGGAUGGACCGGAGAAGGGAAAGAGGGCUCUGAAGUGGUCAAGCCUCAAGGCUGGGAGGAGAUUGCAGCAGAGCUGGGUGCUGUGAUGAACCACAUGAGAAACAUCCUGACGAAUCCGUCGUUUGUACCAAUCGAAGAAGUCGUGAUGCGAGAGCAACAGAUCGACCAACUCAAAGAGGCCGUGAUCAAAAUGGAGAGCCGAUGGGAAGAUACUGUCCAACUGAUGGAUGGCUGGCGGAAGAGAAUGGCGACAAGCGGCAAGCCCAUUGGAGAGGAGGAUAUUAUGAUGGGGUUGCACUUGAGCCCAGUUCGUGUCUCUGGUGUCGAGGAAACGAGAUAUGCUCGCGAGCCUGUCCUACCAGCCGUUGAAGAGGAGGAAGAGCCCGAGGAAGAUUUAUAUGGAUAUACUGAUGACGAGUUCAGUGGCUUCUCUGGCGACGGCAAUGACGGCGAAGAAAACGGGGACAAUGAUAACGAUAAUGACGAUAACGGCGACGACGACGAUGUGGUAGCUAUGGAAUGUGACACUGAAGAGCCGAAUGACCACAGAACGGAGACAGAAGAGGCCGCGAUGGCAACCGACGAUAUGGGGCAAUCUAUGGAGUUGGAGUCGCAAUCUGAGCAGUCUCAGACACGCCCUCUUCAGAAUUCUUCCUCGGCUGGCAACCGUGGCCCUCAGCAGAAUACACUCCGGCAGAAGCUUACUUACACUGCCUCCGCCGUAAGGGGGCUACAACAGCCAGAUGCAGCAGCCAACACCGAUACCGCCAAGCAGACAUUUGACCGGGUUACCGGAUCUCUUGCUGCCCAACGGCAGCUACCUGUUCCUACAAAGGCUGCCAAACCCGCAGAGGAAACCCGUAUGGGUUCUACGACAUCUCUGGACGAAGCUCUACUGGGAAAUAAUGAAAAGGAGACUAGCAAGAGAGAGGACAGCCGUUCCGAAGAGCAUGCUCCUUCGAGAAGCGGACUCGCCGUUGGUACUGCUUCAAGAACGGGACAUCUACGCUCAAUACCACGCCGUGUGCCCGUUCGUUUACCACAUCCGCGACUACAUGGCGCGAGGCCUCAACCUCCAUCUCCAUCUAAGACUGCCAUUGCUGCCAAGCUCGCUGCUGCAGAAAAACAAGCUGAUGCUGCCCGCGCCCGUGCAAAGCUCAGGGCUCUCCACAAUACGGAAGGUGUCCAACAGCCUACCGUGGCCUCUGCUGAAGGAUCGGCGAGGUCGGCACCGACGAGGAUGGGCGCUCCAGCGGUUGAUAGCGCGAGAGGCUUGAGUCCGGCAAAGAGAGAAGUUGCGCAGCCAGAAGCACAGCAGCCGGAGAAACGCAAGAGGGACAGAAGGGUGGCCAAGGUUACGUCGAGGCGGAGGAGCACACUUAGUCCUUUUGAGCUGCAGAGUUUGAUAUCCGGUAAUGUUGAGUGA